Aedes albopictus (Asian tiger mosquito) is the source of this 6473-nucleotide messenger RNA. RefSeq lists its product as uncharacterized. NCBI's taxonomy places the organism in Eukaryota, Metazoa, Arthropoda, Insecta, Diptera, Culicidae. Gene Ontology annotation, biological process: DNA integration. The record is from RefSeq and is a predicted model, not a curated record. The coding region runs from base 155 to 6190 and encodes 2011 amino acids. The transcript has 2 exons. Gene Ontology annotation, molecular function: nucleic acid binding.
GCCAACCAGCGAUGCUGGUACGGGCGUCGUUGGAGAGACGUCCAAGCCAUCCGCGCCAACUCAUCAUACGCCAGUAAAGUCGGCAGGUGCACACGGUCAGCAAAGUACUUCCACGCCUAUUCGUGACGAACAAAUCACAAACAGCGAGAUUCCCAUGAAACGCGAGCCUUCGAAUUUCAUAGACUUGAUGUCACCGACCGGUAGCAUCACAAUCGGAGAAAGCGAUCCCGGAGAAGCCGCCGGAGGAAAUUCUCAGGUGGAUGAUAAUCUUCUUUCGCCUGCCAUCUCGCUGGUCAAUUUGAACUCCUUGCAGAAUCUUCUGGAAGAACAAAAAGCAAUCGUUCAUCACACGGGGGCGCUACCAAAACUAGCAAGGAAUGCUCUACUGCCGUACGGUCAGUGGCAAAGGGAUACAGCUCUUCGACGCAAGACAAACGAGCUGGAGCAGCGUCACCAAAGCGAAAUUGACACACGACGGAGGCGGGAACUGGAUCUGGUAGACGAAAUCAAACGUCUACAACUUCAGAAAGAUUCUGACAUCGAGAAGUUUCGGAAGCACGAAGCUGAUACGCAAAAGAGGCUGCAGGAAUUCUCAGACCGACAGACAGCUCUGGAAUUACGCCGGCACGAGGAAUUGCAGCAACGCGACACGGAGAUACGCCGACUGAAGGAUGCAGAAAGGCGACUAACGGAUCAACUCAACCUGUUCAGCCAGAAACGCGAGCGGGACGGUGCUAUAGAAGUGAACAACGUGCCUGCACAUAUGGAGCAACAGCAGCCAGAGAGAACGAACCAGCCAAGAGGUCCUAUUGGAACUAAAGGGUUUGUAAUUGAUCCGUCCCCGGUAAGUGCCGCCCCACUUUACCCAACCAAAACGAACACAUCACCGCCUCAGUAUCAAAAUUAUGAUCUUCACCCCCCAAUAUCCAUGACUUUUAAUAAAAAUCGAUCCCCCCCCUUGGACCAUAUUUUGCCCCAUCUGAUAAACCACCCAACAAUGCCUGCUACGUCGUUACCAGUGGGAAGUCCGAGGUUGCCGUUACCCGGACAUCACGAAGUAUUUUGCCCAUCGCCAGAACAACUCGCUGCCAGACAAGUUCUCUCUAAGGAAUUGCCAAGCUUCACCGGUGAUCCCAUCGACUGGCCACUCUUCUUCAGUAGCUACAGUAACUCAACAAGUGCCUGUGGAUACUCUGAUGCUGAAAAUUUGCUGCGACUUCAACGAGCUUUACAAGGACCAGCAAAGGAUGCAGUAAGCAGUUUUUUGCUACACCCAUCCACGGUUUCACAGGUGAUCUCGACUUUGCAAACCCUGUUCGGACGGCCAGAGCAAAUUGUACACAUUAUGAUCGAAAAGGUACGGGCAACUCCUCCGCCUAAGUCUGAACGUCUGGAAACCUUGAUAUCUUUCGGUUUAGUUGUUCAAAAUCUCUGUGCACAUCUGAAGGCCGUUGGAUUGGAUUGGCACUUGUCGAACCCUUCAUUAUUGCAGGAGCUGGUCGACAAACUACCGGCGAAUGUUAAAUUCAACUGGGCCUUGUAUCAACAGCAGUUGCCAGAGGUCGACCUAAAUGCGUUCAGUGAUUAUAUGGCCCGAGUCACGUCUGCCACAAGUAGCGUCACACUCUUCAGUGCUCACCAAAAAUUCGUUAAGGAAGACCGACCGAAGCUCAAGGAGAAGGCAUACAUAAAUGCCCAUUCGACCAUGGAACCAGGGGGACCCGAGUCUUCGUCAAGCAAAUCGAAACGAGAUGAAGUGAUAAAGGGAGGGAAAGCUGAGGAAGUGAAGUCAUGUCCUGCGUGUAAUGAACACGGACAUCCAGCUGGAGAGUGCGAGAAGUUCAAGGAACUCAACCUGGACGCCCGUUGGAACAUGGUGAAGGAGCACAAACUUUGUCGACGAUGUUUGAUUUCUCAUCUGCGAUGGCCGUGCAAAGGAGAAGUGUGUGGUGUAAAUGGCUGCCAGAAGCUGCAUCAUCGUUUGCUCCACUACGAUUCCAGUAUGGAUACGAAGCAGACAGAACGAAGUGCCAACGCUACGGUUACCAUUCAUCAGAGAUCUGCUGCAUCAAUACUUUUCCGGGUGCUUCCGGUAACGCUCUAUGGAAAACAUGGAAAGAUAAAUACGCUAGCUUUUCUUGACGACGGAUCUUCCGUUACCCUCAUCGAACAAACCAUAGCUAACUCUUUGGGAUUGGAUGGUCGAACAGAGUCUCUUUGUAUUCAGUGGACAAGCGGGAUCAACAAAAGGAUAUCAGACGCACAGAAGGUUCACAUGGAGAUCUCAGCACUAGGGAGCGAUAAACGAUUUAAAGUUGGGGAAGCGUACACCGUCGAAGGAUUAGGACUACCUGAGCAGUCGCUGGACUUUGAGCAACUUGCAGAAGAAUUCAAAUAUCUGAAGAAACUCCCGGUUCAAAGUUUCCAAUCAGCAACUCCAGGAAUAUUGAUUGGCAUUGACAAUGCCCAUCUACUAGCAACGCUAAAGCUACGGGAAGGACGAAUGCGAGAACCGAUCGCGACGAAAACUCGCAUUGGAUGGGCAGUCUAUGGUCGCCUUGGAGGAGAGCAGCAGCUCCAACAUCGACAAAUGCAUAUCUGCUCAAGGACCUCAUCAGACGACCUUCACGAAUAUGUUCGAAAGUUUUUCUCACUAGAGAGUCUUGGAAUAGCGGUAGCACCUAAUCAUGAAGGCCUCGAAGACCAGCGGGCGAGGCGAAUAUUGGAGAAAACUACUACUCGGACAGAUUGUGGUAAAUUUGAAACGGGUCUUUUGUGGAAAUCCAACUACGUCGAGUUACCCGACAGCUUACCCAUGGCGAAGAAACGUCUGAAAUGCUUGGAAAAACGGCUACAAAGAAAUCCUGGGCUGUAUGAAGACGUUCGCAGGAAAAUUGAGGAGUUUCAACUUAAGGGAUAUAUCCAUGAAGUUUCAAGAAAGGAACUAGAUACCUUCGACUUGCGGCGAACAUGGUACCUGCCCCUUGGAGUCGUGACGAAUCCCAAUAAACCUGGCAAGCUUCGCCUUAUCUGGGAUGCAGCUGCCAAAGCAGAUGGAGAAUCACUAAAUGAUCAUCUGCUUAAAGGACCGGACCUACUAACGCCGCUGCUAGCAGUUCUGUUCCAGUUUCGGGAGCGUGAAGUGGCGAUAUCAGCGGACAUCAUGGAAAUGUUCUUACAGAUUCUUAUCCGUCCCGCUGAUCGUAGUGCUCUUCUGUUUUUGUGGCGAGAUUCUGAGGACCAACCAAUAAAAACUAUGAUGACCAACGUAGCUAUCUUUGGCGCCACAUGUUCACCGACUCAAUCGCAGUUUGUUAAAAACCAAAAUGCAUGGGAAUUCCAGACGGACUUCCCAAGAGCAUCAGAGGCAAUAACGAAAAAACAUUAUGUCGAUGACUAUCUCGACAGCGUCGACACUAUCGAAGAAGCGGUACAGCUAGCCAAAGAUGUUGCAGAGGUACACAGAAAGGCAGACUUUUUCAUUCGGAACUGGACAUCUAACAAGGUACAAGUAAUCGAACAAAUCGGAGAAGUGCAUUCACCUACAACAAAACAGUUUUCAGUGGCGAAGGAUUGCAAAUUAGAGAAACUGUUGGGAAUGAUCUGGCUACCCGAGGAGGAUUGCUUUUCAUUCAGCGUGUGGUUACGGGAAGAUAUGCAGCAACUAUUGGAUGGCGAAGUUGUCCCUAGCAAACGUCAAUUGCUGAGCGUUGUAAUGAGCCUCUACGAUCCGCUUGGAUUAGUUUCUACCUUCAUCAUACGGGGCAAAGUUCUCAUUCAGGAAACAUGGCGAGAAAAUAUUGGAUGGGACGACAAAAUACCUUUUGAGGUAUUCUGCCGAUGGAAGCAAUGGCUGAAGGUCUUGAAAGAGAUGAACAACGUCAAAGUUAGUCGUUGUUAUUUUCCAGGAUACGAUAGGGCCAGUUACGAUUCCCUGCAGCUUCAUAUUUUUGUCGACGCUAGUGAAGAAUCUUAUGCUGCAGCUGCUUACUUUCGGAUUGUAGAUAAAGGGGAAGUUAGAUGUUCUCUAGUGGCAUCGAAAACUAAAGUUGCCCCACUGCAAUCCCUUUCAAUACCUCGAUUGGAACUUAUGGCUGCCCUGAUAGGAGCUCGGCUGAGAAAAACUAUCGAAGAGUAUCACUCAGUAAAAGUCACUCGCACCUACCUCUGGAGUGAUUCUACAACUGUCGUGGCGUGGAUACAAUCCGAUACACGACGCUAUCGGCAGUUUGUAGCGUUCCGAGUCAACGAAAUUUUGAGUUUAUCCUCGGUGACAGAAUGGAGAUGGAUCGGAACCAGACAAAACGUAGCAGAUGAAGCUACGAGAUGGGGAAACGGGCCUUCGACGAACCCCGAGAGCCGGUGGUAUCGAGGACCUGCAUUCCUAUAUGAACGAGAUGGUGACUGGAUGGAGGAACAGGUGAAGACUACUAAGGAAGAGAUGCGACCUGCCUUUGUCUGUCCACAUUUCAUAAUUAAACCAACGAUAAGCAUCGAACGCUUUUCCAAAUUUGAGCGCUUGAGGAGAUGUCUUGCAUAUGUGCUACGAUAUCUCAGUAAUCUACGCAAUGCUACUCGUGGCAGUCCUCGCAAAAUUGGAACGGAAUUGAGCCGGCAAGAGUUGCAAGAAGCGGAACAAUCGCUAUGGAUUCUGGUGCAAUCGGAAAGUUUUCCGGAUGAAGUAGCCGUGAUGAAGCACAACAAACAACUGGGAACAAAGAAGAAAGCAUUGGAGAAUUCCAGCAAGAUAGCAAAACUACCACCGAUGAUGGACGAACAAGGAGUACUACGUGUCGAUGGAAGGAUGGACGCUGCAGAAUAUUUACCCUUUGAUGCAAGAAAUCCAAUUAUACUUCCUCGUGAACACCAUGUUACGGUGCUUUUACUGGACUGGUAUCAUCGAAGGUAUCGACACGCUAACGACGAAACGGUGUUGAACGAGCUGCGUCAAAGGUUCUACGUGGCGAAGUUGCGGACAUGCCUGCGUAAGACAAAAAGUAGGUGUAUGUGGUGCAAAAUAUACAAAUCCGCACCGUUACCGCCAAAAAUGGCCCCUUUACCACGAGUAAGGUUGACACCACAUGUCCGUGCGUUUACUUUCAUUGGUAUCGAUUACUUUGGGCCCUAUCUGGUGAAAGUUGGACGAAGCGCAGUUAAGCGGUGGGGAGUUGUAUUUACAUGCUUGACGAUAAGAGCCGUACACAUAGAAGUCGCUAGAAGUUUAUCUGCCGACUCCUGCAAAAAGGCGAUUCGAAGGUUUAUUGCCAGACGUGGAGCGCCGCAAGAGAUUUAUUCCGAUAAUGGAACAAAUUUUGUGGGGGUUAGCCGAGAGUUGCGAAAUGAAAUACUCAACAUCAGUGAGGAGCUUGGCAGUACGUUCACAGACACCUACACCCAGUGGAGGUUCAACCCUCCCUCGGCCCCACAUAUGGGAGGCUGUUGGGAACGAAUGGUGAGGUCCAUCAAAGCAGCUCUAAGUACCAUACCAGCCGAUAGCAAACUCGACGAUGAAUCACUGGAAACAUUCUUCGCUGAGGCCGAAAUGAUGAUCAACUCUCGGCCGCUUACUUUCGUAUCCCUGCUAUCGGCAGACGAAGAGGCCAUCAGUCCAAAUCACUUUUUGUUACUUAGCUCUACCGGUGUGCAACAACCGGUAAAAGAACCUGUCAGUGAUGGUAAGUUUCUGCGAGAUAGCUGGACCUGUAUGCAGAAAACAUUGGACAAGUUUUGGCAGCGUUGGAUCACCGAGUAUCUUCCGAUGAUUACAAGGAGAACCAAAUGGUUUCAAAGUGUUCGUUCGAUCAGUGAGGGUGAGCUGGUGGUCAUAGCAGAUGAGAAGGUCAGGAAUUCAUGGAUGAGAGGUCGUGUAAUACGCACAUAUGCUGGCAAAGACGGGGUAGUGCGUCAAGCCGAUGUUUCUACAUCAGGGGGUGUGUUGAGAAGACCUGUUGCCAAAUUAGCAUUAUUGGAUAUAUUACCAGAGGAUGGUGGCUCCAAAGAGGAUGACGUGCUUGCAAAGCCAAGCGCGACAGAGGAUGGUGGCUUCAAAAAGGAUGACGUGCUCGUGAAACCAAGCGCGACAUGUGGGGGAGGUUGUAACGUGCAAGCCCCUCGUCUAAAGAGCCAAAAUGAUGGCCCAAAGAGUCCCAAUGAUGUCCAAGCGAAUGUCAGAAAAGAUAAGGGAGAUUAGGUUAAUGUCACAACAUUGCACACCAUUUGUAACCAAUAGAGCUUGGAACUAGAAGCAGGACUAGAUACUAUAUAAUUUGUCAAAACUAAUUAGCUGAAUUGGACAUCAUUUGAAAUAGUUAUUUGUAUCAUUAUUAUACAUAUUUGUUCGUCGCCGGAAUUGUUCGGACACUAAUUUGUAAGUUUUGCUAAAUUUGUAAAUUUAAAAUGAACAGAAACUUAUCAAUAAAAUUCUAGCUUGAGCUGUCCUGAAUUGCAAAACCGACUUUGCUUCAAGAUUGCCG